Molecule: messenger RNA, 1281 nt
Organism: Miscanthus lutarioriparius
Lineage: Eukaryota; Viridiplantae; Streptophyta; Magnoliopsida; Poales; Poaceae
Source: the annotation of a GenBank genome assembly
AUGCCGCCGCUUCGGCCCCCGCCGCCGCGGCUCCUGCUCAACAACGUCUCGUGCAUGCGGAACGCGCAGACGGUGCUCCGCGACAUCAACCUCAGCGUCCACGACGGCACGGCCCUCGUCCUGACCGGCGCCAACGGCUCCGGCAAGACCACCCUCCUCCGCAUGCUGGCGGGCUUCUCGCGCCCCUCGGCGGGGGAGAUCCUCUGGAACGGCCACGACAUCACCUCCCCGGGCGUCUUCCAGCAGUACAAGCUGCAGCUCAACUGGAUGUCGCUCAAGGACGCCGUCAAGGAGAAGCUCACGGUGCUCGAGAACGUCCAGUGGUUCGAGCUCCUCGAGGGGAAGGACGGUAGCAGGUCGGGCCCGGCCAUCGAGCUCAUGGGCCUCGGCAGGCUCAUGAACGAGAAGGCCAGGAUGCUCUCCAUGGGGCAGAGGAAGCGGCUGCAGCUCGCCAGGCUGCUCGCCAUCGACCGACCCAUCUGGCUGCUUGACGAGCCCUCCGUCGCGCUGGAUGCAGAGGGUACCAGGCUGCUCGAAUACAUCAUCGCUGAGCACCGGAAGAAGGGUGGCAUCGUGUUCGUGGCCACGCAUCUGCCGAUUCAGAUUGAGGAUUCUAUGUCGCUUCGGCUUCCGCAGAGGUUUACUCAUGCCUUGCAUGUCCACGUGAAGCUUCAAGUGUUGGAGACUCGCACACUUGACCAAAUUUGGGGAGACCUUUGGACAGGAUCAGGCCACGUCGACAAAAUUUGGAGCCCACUGGACAGAAUCAGGUGUCGAUCUAUAGCAUGCUGUUCAGUACAUUGCAUUCAUUUACAUUUUUCUGCCAAAAGCUGUAAGAAAAGGGCAGUGAAUGCAGCAGAAAUAAGUCUCCAGGGACCAUUGGAGGUGCUCUCUGACCCCAUUCUGGAGGUUGCUGGUCCACUAUUCAAGACAAGGACUUGUAGAAAAUAUUUGCUCAGGGAGCUUGAAUCCAAGGAAAGGCAGCUAUGGGUGGUGGGGAAGGAGAAGGACUUGGGAAGCAUGGCCCGUGCUGCACUGAACAAGAGGAAUGGGGAAAAAAAAAGGAAGAUCACAAGCUCUCAUAACAACACCCCACCAGAAACCAACAAGCGGCAGUACUGUAUUAUUGUUGAAACUGAAAUCCGAUUGCUAGGCGGCAUGGUGCGUGACCGAGUCUGCUCUGGCGUGCUCUGGCGUGCAGGAGGGUGUGAACCUGUGAGGAAUAUGCCAUCUGAAGCUGCCACGAUGCAAACUUUGAGGCGGUAUCUCGUGUACCUGUAG